Serpula lacrymans var. lacrymans S7.9 is the source of this 312-nucleotide messenger RNA. RefSeq lists its product as uncharacterized. The record is from RefSeq and is a predicted model, not a curated record. NCBI's taxonomy places the organism in Eukaryota, Fungi, Basidiomycota, Agaricomycetes, Boletales, Serpulaceae. The coding region runs from base 1 to 312 and encodes 103 amino acids. The transcript has a single exon.
AUGAUCAUCUCUUUCGAAGGCUCGGGCUGUGAGUUUACCGGAAUUUUCCCAUCGACGCUUGGGGCCUUGGUGCGCUCCAAGUUUUUCCUCACUUCUUCGUCAAAGUGGUCCUCAUCAAAGGAUCUACUGCAACAAGAACCACAACACCCCGUCGGUCCACCGCAUCUGCAGCAACAGCCACCUCCUCCGAAUGCCCCUGGAGAAGAACGUAGUAGAUCAUCUUCAGUUUUCGUGACGAGUGAUCCUCAAAAUAUGAUUCUGUUCACGAGUGUCGCACCAACUUUCGGCAGAAGCAGCACCGAAUAUACCUGA